Messenger RNA from Micropterus salmoides (largemouth bass), 3730 nucleotides. RefSeq names its product carnosine N-methyltransferase 1 (gene carnmt1). The transcript is spliced from 8 exons. Bases 1802 to 3007 code for a protein of 401 amino acids. Gene Ontology annotation, molecular function: S-adenosylmethionine-dependent methyltransferase activity. NCBI's taxonomy places the organism in Eukaryota, Metazoa, Chordata, Actinopteri, Centrarchiformes, Centrarchidae. The record is from RefSeq and is a predicted model, not a curated record.
GAACUUUUUAAAUUUAUCCUCUUCUAUCUCUUCUUCACUAUUUGACUGAGCACUGGGACAUUUCUGCAGUUCCUAAGUAAAUAUAUCCCAGCCUGAACAACAUUGAUAUAUUUCUCUCAUUAAAACAACUUUUAUAUACAAACCAGUUUUGUAUACAAAACUGUUUUUCCUGAAAUCAUAGAGGCCUCUAGGCUGGUUAUCAACACAACAGGUAAGUUUAUCUAUAUAUGAAGAGAUAAAGAAAAUGACAUGUCAGGUCAGCCCAAAUGUAAUGCAAAAUAAUAAAUAAUUACCAAAUAUUAUUCAUUACUUAAAUCAAACAGCCACUGGAUGGUCUUUCACCAUGUUAGAAAUAUCAUUAGUUAGUUACUCCAACAGGUCAAGUGUGUAGUAUAAUCUGCUGUGAGUGGGGCUGUAUUAUUUAGAUGUAUUUAUUAGUUUGCUUUCAUGAGGUAGAUACAUUACAUUUAUCCAAAGCAACUUACAAUUGCUAUACAUGUCAGAGGUCACACACACCUCAGAAGGAACUAGGGGUUAAGUGUCAGGGACACAAUGGUGGAUUGAACCCAAGUCUCUCACACCAAAGGCAUUAUCCAUUUCUUAUCCAUUGCGCCAUCGCCACCCCAGAUAGUGUACAAGCAACAAACUGCAGUCUAACCAUCUGACUGUGGGUGGCAGCAGUACCAAAGAUAUACUACAAAAGAUGAGGCUUUGCACGCUGCUCUUGCAUGGUAUACACUUCCUGUCUUAUGGACAGAUGAGCAUAGAUGAUACAGUAUUUUGAAAACUCUACUCUCUUAACUUCUUAUGUCCUGUUCUUUUUGUCUUUCAUUUUUUCUAUAUUUUAUACACGUACCCCUGGUAUGAACAUGUUUUGUGUAUAAAGUGUUCAUGUAUCCCAUUUCUGUUCUCUAAAAUAUAUAUAUUUUUUAAAGUCAAAGGUGAAAAUUAAAGUAAAAUAAAUAAGGUAAUACAAUUUAUUUACAAAUUACAAGUAAUUUGUAAAUAAAUUGUAUUACAAAAUAUGAAUUCAUUAGAAUUAAUAUUGAAACUUAACUGUACGAAUUAAUUGCAGUGAUAAAUAUCAUUAAUUGUUUUAAAAUGUAGGCCUAACUAUUUAACCUCAGGUGGUACAGGAAGACUAAGCCACAUCUUAGAGGUUACUGGUGCAUUCUUGCCAUAUGUACUUCCUUUUCAGAGGCGAGGGAAAGCUUUCCUUGGUUAGAGUAUCUUAAAAUCUUGUUAUUACAUGUAUUGUCUGGAAAGGGACCUGCUUCAAUGGACAAUGUUAAAAGUAUAGAUUUACUAAUUGACUGACUGAACCAUCUCUGACGACUGCGAGACACCUCUUAGAUCUCGCGAGAGUGCGUGCGGAGCCAGAGACAGGCCCCAAACAAAGUUUAUUCUCUCCUGGUGUGUCUAUCUGAAAAAUGCCAUUUUAGUGUCAGAAUGUUAAGAAGAGUUGUGACUUGUGAAACGUGGGUCUAAUAAUUACUUAGGUGACUUUGGGGCUAAACAAUCGGUCAUAACCUUCACGUCACGUUCACUUCUCCCAUUGGAGUGAAUAGACUCAGAGCGAGGCAGUGACGAAACCCACGUGACACAGAUACAGGAAAUGACUCUUAAGUGAACCAUCUCUCUUUUUUGCUCCAGCUUUUGCUCUUGCAAUAAAUACCAUGGCCAGUCUCACAGGCGACACGCGUCGUUGAGUGCGGUGCUGGCUGGAAUCAUAGAAUGAAUAAAUCCCGUGAAGAAGAAGUUUGUCGUGUUUUGAUUGGACGGCUGUAAAUUUGUUUCAGACAUGGCCGAAACAGCAGGAGAGGGAGCGCAAGGAGGACCCUUUUUUAACAAAGAGAGAAUGAAAUACAGCCCCGAUGAGGAGGCCAGACUGGAAAGGCAGCAUUUUUGGAGAAUAAUCGAUGCUUUUAGAUUUUACAGGGUCCAUGUCGAGGAGCAGGUCAAGCGCGCUGAGCGUCAGUUUCGGAGCCUACCACAGCACCACCAGAAUUUGCUGCCAGAUGUUUUGUCCAAUUUGGCCCAGAUCAGCAAGUGUGCAGACCACAACCAGGAGUUGCUGCAGGCCAUCAUUAACAACAGCCUCCACAUGUUUGAAAACAUUGAGUACGGCGAGAGGGAGGAUCCGCGGAAGGCGCGACCAUCCACUACAUUUGACAUGGACAAGCUCAAGUCCACCAUUAAACAGUUUGUCAGAGACUGGAGCGAGGUGGGCCGGGCUGAGAGGGACACCUGCUACCAGCCCAUAAUCCAAGAGAUCCAAAGACUCUUUCCAAGUGACCAAUAUGAUGUGUCUAAGGUGAGCGUGCUGGUUCCGGGUGCUGGACUUGGCCGUCUAGCCUGGGAGAUUGCUCGGCUGGGUUAUAUUUGCCAGGGCAACGAAUGGAGCUUCUUCAUGCUCUUCUCUUCAAACUUUGUUCUCAAUAGGUGUGAAAAGGUGAACUCUCUGACCCUGUACCCCUGGAUCCACCAAUUUAGCAACAACAAGAAAUCCUCUGACCAAACACGACCAAUCACAUUCCCUGAUGUCAACCCUCAGAGCUUACCGCUAACUUCAGACUUCUCCAUGGUAGCAGGGGACUUUGUGGAAGUCUACAGUGAAUCAGAGUCCUGGGACUGUGUGGCUACGUGCUUCUUUAUUGACACGGCUCAUAAUGUCAUCGAGUAUGUGGAGACUAUCUGGAAGAUUCUUAAGCCUGGUGGAGUAUGGAUCAACCUGGGUCCACUGCUGUACCACUUUGAGAACAUGGCCAAUGAGCUCUCCGUUGAACUUAGCUACGAAGACAUUAGGACAGCGAUUGUUAACUUUGGCUUCCACUUGGAGGUGGAGAAAGAGUCAGUUCAGACCACCUACACAGAAAAUGACCGCUCUAUGUUGAGAUACGUUUAUGACUGUGUCUUCUUUGUGGCACGAAAACCCGCUGGCGUGUACUUUAGCUGUCAAGAAGACGGCCAACACCAGAGUUCUGCACCGGCUAUGUCACCACGGUGAGAAGAUAAACACAGCCUGACGUGACUGGAAAUUCAUUGACAAAAAGAGGACUAAGCGACGAUUAGACUGACAAAAUGAAAAAGACAAUGGACACAGAAAAAAAAUCAGUGGACAUGCAUAUCUACAUAUUUUUUAUGAUGUAUGUCAUGGAGAAAUAUUACCAACUCUGCAGGCCCUGUUUUUCUUUUUUUGUGGGAAGCGCUGAGCACCUGUAUAUGGUUCAAAGUGUAGAAUGUAAAACAAAAUAUUGAUGUACUGUGUUACGCAUAACACCUGAAAAUCAUCUAAAUACUCUAUAUCUCUUGAUACCUGGGUUUGAGAUGAGUCAGUUACACUGAGUUGCUAUUUUGUUUUAGUGGUUUGUGUGUCAACUACAAGCCGUGAAGAUUUCUUUUAACUGCGAUCUUACUAAUUCUCAUCUUCAUUGACUUUAACUGCCUGUGUGUGUGUGUGUGUGUGUGUGUGUGUGUGUGUGUGUGUGUGUGUGUGUGUGUGAGAGAGAGAGACAGGACAGCGAGAUGUGAACAUUUGCUUUUGAAAUCUAUUUAUUUUUUUCAAAUAUGGUGCCAAUAACUAUGUCUACUCAUUUGCAUUGAUCCUCCGUCAACCAUGAAAAUGUAAUCAAAACAUGUUUCAGCUUUUCAGGAAUAAGUUGUUUUUAAUUUGGAGAUUUUCUGGUUUAUAAUCACACUUUGGAAUAAAGCCAAACAUUUACAAAAAAUA